GCAGUGAGUCGUACAAGUGUAGAAGAAGAAGAACACUUGCGCUUGCUAUCUAGCUACCUCGUUGCCAACUAACUGCACAGUUGAGCUCAUCAGCAGCUUCCAGCUAAGCUAGCUCGCCGUCGAGCUCGCACUGCACUCAUCAGCAAGCUAAGCUUAGCAAUCUUGUCCACUACUGAUCGAUUGAUCCUAUAUAUAAAUUCCAAGUGCAACGACAGCAGCUAGCUACCAGCACCAGUUUCAUAUGUUCAUGUAUAUAAUUAUAUAGCUAGGUAGGUUGGUAGCUAGAGCUGAUCAUCGAUCAUGGCGGAGGAGGCGGGUGGAGGGUGGCCGGAGCCGGUAGUGAGGGUGCAGGCGCUGUCGGAGAGCGGGGCGGCGACGAUCCCGGAGAGGUACGUGAGGCCUGAGGCGGAGCGGCCGUGGUCGGCGGCGGAGGAGGGGGGCACCAACAUCCCGGUGGUGGACCUGUCGUCGCCUGGGCCGGCGGCGGCGAGGGCGGUGGCGGAGGCGUGCCGGGAGUGGGGGUUCUUCCAGGCGGUGAACCACGGCGUGCCCCCGGCGCUGCUCCGGCGGGCCCGGCGCGUGUGGCGCGGGUUCUUCCACCAGCCGAUGGAGGUGAAGCAGCGGUUCGCCAACUCGCCGGCGACGUACGAGGGGUACGGCAGCCGCCUCGGCGUCGACGCCGCCGCCCCCCUCGACUGGGGCGACUACUUCUUCCUCCACGUCAGACCCCCUCACCUCCUCUCCCCUGACAAGUGGCCCCACCUCCCUCCCGACCUCAGGGAUACGACGGCGGAGUACAGCGAGGAGGUGAGGAGGGUGUGCGAGAGGUUGAUGGCGGCGAUGGCGGAGGGGCUAGGGGUCGGGCAGGGGAGGCUGCAGGAGGCGUUCGGCGGGGCGGAGGGCGCCGGCGUGUGCGUGCGGGUGAACUACUACCCGCGGUGCCCGCAGCCGGACCUCACGCUGGGCCUCUCCUCCCACUCCGACCCCGGCGGGAUGACCGUCCUCCUCGCCGACGACCGCGUCAGGGGCCUCCAGGUCCGCCGCGCUGGCGCCUGGGUCACCGUCCACCCCCUGCCCGACGCCUUCGUCGUCAACGUCGGCGACCAAAUCCAGGUAGCGACGAACGCGGCGUACCGGAGCGUGGAGCACCGGGUGGUGGUGAACGCCGCCGACGAGCGGCUGUCGAUCGCCGUGUUCUACAACCCGAAGAGCGACCUGCCGGUGGCGCCGCUGCCGGAGCUGGGGCCGCCGCUGUACACCCCCAUGACCUUCGACGAAUACCGCCUCUACAUCCGCCGCAAGGGCCCUCGCGGCAAGACCCAGGUCGAUCGCCUCGCCGCCGCCGCCAGAUAAUAAUCAUAUAUAUUCAUCGCCGUCGCCGGCCAUCUCCAUCAUCGCCGGCCAUGUGUGAUUCGUAAUUAGCUAGCUAGUUUAGCUAAGUAAUAAAUUAAUUAAUGGCCCUCCUGGACUCGCAUGCAUCCAUCACAGCUGAAAUGGAGUUAAUUAAUAAAGGUUGUUGCUGUCUGCAAUUGAUCAAUCGGUUCUUGAUCAAGGUAUUCUCUUAGGACAGUCUUCGUAUAUAGUUUUAUGGCAUAGCUAUCAAAAUUAUAAACUAGUAACUAAGUCAGAUGA
Oryza brachyantha (malo sina) is the source of this 1632-nucleotide messenger RNA. Its product is annotated as probable 2-oxoglutarate-dependent dioxygenase At5g05600. The coding region runs from base 301 to 1353 and encodes 350 amino acids. The record is from RefSeq and is a predicted model, not a curated record. Lineage: Eukaryota; Viridiplantae; Streptophyta; Magnoliopsida; Poales; Poaceae. The transcript is spliced from 3 exons.